This is a messenger RNA of Pollicipes pollicipes, 1433 nucleotides long. RefSeq names its product tetratricopeptide repeat protein 1. Gene Ontology annotation, molecular function: protein binding. The record is from RefSeq and is a predicted model, not a curated record. The transcript has 2 exons. Lineage: Eukaryota; Metazoa; Arthropoda; Thecostraca; Pollicipedomorpha; Pollicipedidae. Bases 105 to 1301 code for a protein of 398 amino acids.
CACCGACCUACGCAACAGUGGCGCAGUUGGCGACGAAGCACCUUUGUGGACGUGGAGUACUGGUUGCAGCCGCUUGAAGGACUGUGUAGUGACGGUGUGACGUCAUGGCGUCGGAGGAGGUGUUCGAGGACUGUUGCAGCUCGGCCGACGAGCUGUACGAAGACUGUCCGAGCGGCGCGGACUUAGCGGCCGAGCGCUGCGCCAGCCGGCCCCCGGCUGCGCCUGUGGGCAGCCGCGUGUCCGCGCCUGUGGACAGCGGAGUGUCCGCACCUCUAGACAAACGAGUGACGUCCCCCGGCGGGGCCGCCGAAGAGGCGGCGGUGCUCGUCACCGCGGACGGUGCGAGCGUCGACGAGGUGCGCGACUCGUCGGCGUCGGAGGGAGAGCGCGACGCCGGCGACCGGUCGGCGCACGGCGACUGGCACGUUCUGAAGAACACCACGCCGCCUGGUGACGCCGCCUCGUCCGACGAAGGCGACGCCUCAGAGUCCGACUCGGCCAGCCGUCUGGCGGCCGGGGACUGGCACGUUCUGGCGCCCGGCGCGGGCGCCGCUUCGCCGCCGGCCGGUGACGCGCGGUCGCCACGGACCGCGGACAGCGCGGCGGACCUGAGCGUGUGCAGCGGCAGUGCACAAAAGCGGGCGGCGGACGGUGACGUCACGCGAGAGAGCGACGGCGACGACGAGGCCGAGCUUCUGCCGGAUCCGGACGCUGUAGACGAGGAGGCGCUACGAUUGCUGGACGAGUCGCAGCCGGCGGCCGAGCGCGAGGCGCGCCGCGCGCGAGCCGCCGACCUCAAGGCCGAGGGCAACCGGCUGUACGCGGCUGAGGGGUACGACGCGGCACGUGAGCGGUACACGGCAGCGCUGCGGCUGUGCCCGCUGGCGGCCUGCCGCGAGCGGGCCGUGCUCUUCUCCAACCGCGCCGCGUGCAGGGCGCGCGCCGCCGACGAGGCCGGCGCGAUCGCCGACUGCAGCCGCGCGCUGGAGUUGGACGCCGAGUACGCGCGGCCGCUGCAGCGCCGCGCCGAGCUGCGCGAGCGCUCCGAGAAGCUGGAUGAGGCGCUGGAGGACUGGAAGCGGCUGCUGACGCUGCAGCCUGGCCAUGCCGAGGCGCGUCGUGCCACCGCUCGCCUGCCGGCGCAAAUCGCAGAGCGCAACGAACGGCUCAAGGACGAGAUGCUCGGCAAGCUCAAGGAUCUGGGCAACAUGCUGCUUCGGCCGUUCAACCUCUCCACGAAUAACUUCCAAAUGGAGGAGAACGAGGCGGGCGGGUACUCGGUCAAGUUCAACCCCACGUGAGGGGGGGGGGGGGCACGGCCGGGCGGAGCGCGUGAUGACUUGAGCCCGCCCGGCGGCGGCGCUGUGUGGACGGGGACGAGUCCUGUUCCACCGCGAGCCGUGGCGGGCAGGGGUUGCCACGGAAAUCUGUAG